Molecule: messenger RNA, 570 nt
Organism: Eruca vesicaria subsp. sativa (arugula)
Lineage: Eukaryota; Viridiplantae; Streptophyta; Magnoliopsida; Brassicales; Brassicaceae
Source: the annotation of a GenBank genome assembly
AUGGAUGCCACGGCCUUGCCACCUGACUCCUACCCGUGGCUACCAGCCACGGGUGGGAUCGAUGGACUAGCUUACGGGCUCAUUGUCUCCAUUGGUAUACUUCUUCUAGUCACCACAAUCACCGUCGCUUCUUAUUGCUUAACUCGAAGCCAAAUCUUAGCAUCUUCCCCGAGGACAAUAACACGUCGACAAAGACAAACCAAUGCAACUUCACGAAAUGGCGAAGAACGUUUUCACUUCGACAAUAAUGAUCAAAACGACACCGUGGUGGUGGGGCUAGACGAAGAUGUAAUCAAGAGUUUCCCUAAGCUUCGUUACGAAGAGGCUCGUGUGAGUUAUAGCUUGCAAAAGGAUGCCACUGCGACGUCGUGUUGUUCGAUAUGUCUAGCGGAUUACAAGAAGAAAGAUAUGAUUAGGGUUUUGCCGGAUUGUAACCAUUUGUUCCACGACAAGUGCGUUGACCCUUGGCUCAUGAUUCAUCCUACUUGUCCUGUAUGCCGUAAGUCUCCAUUGCCGUCGCCGGCGAUGACACCUGUUGCUGACGCUGUUACAUUUGCCGCCGGUCGAUAG